AAAGACGGUGGUGAGCACAAUCUGCCUGUUCUCUCUCUCUCUCUUAUCGGGACCUCAGACAACGCCUGGAAGAAUUUGCUUAAGACAACUGUGUCCACUCUCCAGGACAUAAGCAUCUUUAACUCCAAAACCAAUAGUGAAGUCAUGCAGGUGGAGAGGAAAUGGCAUAUACUCCUGACUAUCUUCUUUCUGCUCGUCACCUCUGGUCAGUGUAUGGACAGCAAGGAGGUCAAACAGAAAGAAAGAAGGACCCUGUUGGAUCUAAUCUUACAGGUUAUCAGAGACAGCCAGCAACGGGACAAACCCGUCUCCAGGCGCUGUAGCAGUGGACUCUUCACUUCAGCCCAAGACAUGAAGUUCUCUUCCCGUGAAAAGCCUUUCUAUGUCCCUAGGCUGGAUAACAGUAGACUCAUAGAAAUUUUUCCUAGAGAUGCAAAGCUGAAAGGAAAAUUCAUUCAGCAUUUCGGAGCAGGACAAGUCAAGUUCUCGUCGGAGUGCAAAACACACUUUCAUAGACUUUAUCACAACACAAGGGAUUGCUCAAGACCAGCAUAUUACAAAAGAUGUGCAAGAUUGCUAACACGAUUAGCAAUGAGUCCUCUCUGCAUGCAAUCAUAGAUUUUGCGUGUCCCACAAUAAUGGAAGAGGGAUCAAUGCGUUGCCAAGGAAGUGCCUUCAGACCCACAGCAGUCAUAAGAACAUUGUUGUUUAUAGUGUUUCUACUUUUGUUCUUAUUUUUGUCAUCAUUGAAUAUGCCGAUGGACA
Molecule: messenger RNA, 765 nt
Organism: Mugil cephalus (flathead mullet)
Lineage: Eukaryota; Metazoa; Chordata; Actinopteri; Mugiliformes; Mugilidae
Gene: alkal1
Product: ALK and LTK ligand 1
Exons: 6
Coding region: 145-618 (157 amino acids)
Biological process (GO): positive regulation of ERK5 cascade; positive regulation of ERK1 and ERK2 cascade
Molecular function (GO): receptor tyrosine kinase binding; receptor signaling protein tyrosine kinase activator activity
Source: RefSeq, a predicted model, not a curated record